AUGAUGUCCUCUAACGUAUUGUCACGCUUUUUGCCCCCGACGGGCUCGCCAUCUGUCUACGAGACUAUUCGCCAGCAUGACGCCGGAUCCGAAUCCUCUGAUGUCGAAGAGCGUGCGGGGCUAGUCAUGGAGGAGCAACAGGAGCCAUUUAGCGACCGAGAGCUGGAGGAUGCACUAGCAGACGCACAGGAGAGCGACAUAAUCAGCCCCAGUACUGCACUCCUUGGCAAAACUCGGUCGGGCAAGACAACUGAAGAGCGAGCUCCUCAAUUUGGCACCCGCCGUCGCAAGGCUUCCCGGCCUCGAUGGAUGGCACAAGAAUCAACACUCGGCUAUGAGCUCGAUGAUCAAGACGAGGACGUCCCUCAGUCACUGCUAGUGGAAGGCCACCACGAGGAUUUGAGAUCACGGUUACCUCCCCCUCCCCAAACUCAUGAUCGUCCGGAUCGACAUAGAUCUCCUAGACCUGAAGCAUUCUCGCAUCCCACCAGAAUACAACGGAAUGAACCAGCAGCACGUCCACCCGACGAAAGCGGCCGUCCAUUAGGCUUAGGGAGAUGGUUCGCUGGGCAACACCCCGGUCUCGCGAAUAUUGACCCUAAGGAAAAGGCGAUGUGGCGAUGGGCGAAUGUGGAGGAUUUGGACAACUUUUUGAAGGAUGUCUAUACCUACUUUCUAGGGAACGGGAUCUGGUCUAUUCUGCUGACCCGGGUGCUGAACCUCUUGACCUUUGCAUUCGUCGUCGGCUUCUCAACGUUUUUGACCAACUGUAUUGAUUACUCCAAGGUCCGGCGGAGCAAAGCUUUGGACGAAGUCCUUGUACCCCAGUGCACAGCAAACAUGUCCGGGUCUUCCACUUUUCUGUUGUGGCUAUUCAGCUUCUUUUGGAUCGGGAAGCUCUUCCAGUACCUUCUAGACAUACGCAGACUCAAACAUCUGCAUGAUUUCUAUCUCUAUCUGCUUGGGGUCUCCGAUGCGGAGGUCCAAACGAUCUCGUGGCAGGAAGUAGUCAGUCGAUUGAUGGCGUUGAGAGACUCGAAUCCAUCUACCGCGGCCGCAGUAUCUCCCAGGCAUCGAAGGUUCCUGGGUAGUCAGUCGAAGCAGCGAAUGGACGCUCACGACAUUGCUAACCGCCUAAUGCGCAAAGAGAACUAUAUGAUUGCAUUGGUCAACAAGGAUAUUUUGGACCUAACUCUUCCUAUCCCCUUUCUCAAGAAUCGACAGCUAUUCUCCCGAACCAUGGAAUGGAAUCUCAACCUUUGUGUCAUGGACUAUGUCUUCAACGAGCAAGGCCAAUUGAGGACUUUAUUCCUCAAAGACACCCAUCGAAGAGCGCUGAGUGAUGGCUUACGUCGGCGUUUUGUUUUCGCCGGCGUCAUGAAUAUCUUUGUAGCCCCCUUCAUUGUGGUCUACUUCAUGAUGCACUACUUCUUCCGGUACUUCAACGAGUUCAAGAAAAAUCCGGGGCAAAUUGGCUCUCGCCAAUAUACACCCAUAGCCGAAUGGAAAUUCCGCGAGUUCAAUGAGCUCUGGCAUCUCUUUGAGCGUCGGAUCAACAUGUCUUAUCCAUUCGCCAGCCGCUACAUUGAUCAAUUCCCCAAGGAUAAGACCGUCCAAGUGGCAAGAUUUGUCGCUUUCAUCUCUGGGGCCCUUGCUUCGGUGUUGGCUCUUGCAUCGGUGAUCGACCCAGAACUCUUCCUUGGAUUUGAAAUCUCGCCUGAUCGGACUGUUCUGUUCUAUCUUGGUAUUUUCGGUACAGUUUGGGCUUUUGCGCGAGGGUUGGCCCCUGAAGAGACCGAUGUCUUCGAUCCCGAAUACGCACUCCUCGAGCUGAUUGACUUCACGCAUUACUUUCCUUCCGGAUGGAAAGGACGGCUGCAUAGCGAUGAUGUGCGGAAAGAAUUUGCUGUUCUCUAUCAGAUGAAGAUUAUGAUAUUUUUGGAAGAGAUCUUGAGCAUGAUCUUCACCCCUUUCGUCCUGUGGUUCAGCUUGCCCAAAUGCAGUGACCGUCUCAUUGACUUCUUCCGGGAGUUCACAGUGCACGUGGAUGGUGUGGGAUAUCUCUGUUCUUUCGCAGUCUUCGACUUCAAGAAGGGCACAAACGUGCUCUCCCAGGCCGGGCCUGGACGCCGAGACCCCACUAAACAGGAUCCACGAACCGAUUACUUUUCAACCAAAGACGGCAAAAUGCUUGCCUCCUACUACGGCUUUUUGGAUAAUUACGGCGCCAACAAUCCGCCAACUAACCGACGGCCAUUCCACCCACCGCCGACCCUACCUACUCUUGGUUCGCUCUCUGCAGCCGACUUUGGUGCUCUUCCCGAUCGGCAUGACCAUCUUCACAUGAGACCUGGGACAUUCGGUCCUCAGUCGCUGCUAGGUGCCUCUAAACCAAGGCCAAUGGGAGGGGUUGACCAUCGCUCUCCUGCCCCAUCCAUCCUCCUCGACCCGCACCACCAACCCUCAGCCUCUGCUUUCCGCCCCGCAACCCGCAUCAAGGCUUAUCAGCACCAGCGCUCCCGACUAAAACGCUCCCAGCACCCAUCGACCGACACCAUCGAUGACGAGGAAGAACCUCUGUCCGAAGAAGGCCGUGGCUCAGCCACCCGGCAGUCCGGUACUCGCACCGGCGCCUCCAGUGCGGGCGCCGGCACUAGUGACAGCAACCUCGGCGAAUCCUGGCGCAUGAACCCCCUCGGCAGAAACGAGGAUGAUGCCGACCAGGGCAAUGAUGAAAACAUUGACGAUAUCGCUGGUGGAGCUGGCGUUUUGGGCUUGAUUCAGCAAUUCCAAAAAGCCAACACUGAGGGCCGACGUACCAAUGUGGGCAUUUGA
Molecule: messenger RNA, 2835 nt
Organism: Penicillium bovifimosum
Lineage: Eukaryota; Fungi; Ascomycota; Eurotiomycetes; Eurotiales; Aspergillaceae
Gene: atgI
Product: autophagy protein ATG9
Exons: 2
Coding region: 1-2835 (944 amino acids)
Biological process (GO): autophagy of mitochondrion; protein localization to phagophore assembly site
Cellular component (GO): phagophore assembly site; autophagosome
Source: RefSeq, a predicted model, not a curated record